AACGGUUGUCAUUUUUCGAAAAACCUCGGAGGACAACAGACGUAAUUUUGCAAAAUCUCAACAAAUUCACUUAAAAAAGUUCCAAAUUUAAUUUUAAAAAACCCAAAAAUGAUGCAAGAAAAGGAAAAUAUCAUCGAAACAAUGGACAAAUUCACAAUUAAGAGCCCUCGCAAGAUUCUGAGCGAGAAAACAAACCAAAAUACCGUUGAAAAGACUGACGAAGCAGUAAAAACGCUGCAGACACCCCAAAAUGCUGUCGGCUCAGCGUUAGCUAAUAAGAAAUCAAUGGAAUUCGAUCCGAGCAUCGAACCGCUAUUGAAAGACAAUCCACGGAGAUUUGUAAUAUUCCCCAUCGAGUAUCAUGAUAUAUGGAAAAUGUAUAAAAAGGCUGAAGCUUCAUUCUGGACCGCCGAGGAAGUUGAUCUUUCCAAAGACAUGGCAGAUUGGGAGAAAUUGAAGCCAUCCGAGCGCAAAUUCAUCUCUCACGUCUUGGCAUUCUUCGCCGCAUCCGACGGAAUUGUCAACGAAAAUCUCGUUGAACGUUUCUCGCAAGAAGUUCAAAUCACCGAAGCUCGUUGCUUCUACGGUUUCCAAAUCGCCAUGGAAAAUGUGCAUUCCGAAAUGUACUCGUUGCUUAUCGACACGUACAUUCGCGAUCCUCAAGAACGUGAUUUCCUCUUCAACGCCAUCGAAACUCUCCCGUGCGUCAAGAAAAAAGCUGAUUGGGCAAUGAGUUGGAUUUGCAGCAAAAACGCCAACUUUGCUGAACGUGUCAUUGCUUUCGCCGCUGUCGAGGGAAUUUUCUUCAGCGGAAGUUUCGCAUCGAUCUUUUGGUUGAAGAAACGCGGACUUAUGCCUGGCUUGACCUUUUCCAAUGAGUUGAUUUCGCGUGACGAAGGCUUGCAUUGCGAUUUCGCGUGUUUGAUGUACAAACAUUUGGUCCAAAAGCCCCCGAAGGAACGCGUUUUGGAAAUUAUCACGGAAGCUGUCAAAAUUGAGCAAGAAUUUUUGACUGAUGCCUUGCCGGUUGCCAUGUUGGGCAUGAAUUGCGAACUUAUGUCGCAAUAUAUCGAAUUUGUGGCAGAUCGAUUGCUCUUGGAAUUGGAACAAGAGAAAUAUUACAACACAAAAAAUCCGUUCAGUUUCAUGGAAUUCAUCUCGUUGGAGGGCAAAACGAACUUUUUCGAGAAAAAAGUUGGAGAAUAUCAAAAGGCAGGCGUCAUGGCGAGUCGUCUUGACAACGUUUUCACAUUAGAUGCCGAUUUCUAAGACUGCUUUUCCCAUAAAAAAUUAGGUCAGUGACCUAAAUUUGACGAUUUCGGAAGAAAUUUACAAAAUUCUUAAAAAAAACUUAACAAUCACAUUCUUUUGUGUCUUAACUAACAAUAUAUAAUGUAACUUUAGCUCGUAAGUGUAGUAAUUUUUUUCCAUUUGAAUUAGAUUUGUAAUUUGAUCCUCUCCAGAAUGAACUUUUUACAAUAAAUUUUUUUAGAAUAACGAA
Culicoides brevitarsis is the source of this 1501-nucleotide messenger RNA. It is a transcript of the gene RnrS, whose product is annotated as ribonucleoside-diphosphate reductase subunit M2. Gene Ontology annotation, biological process: deoxyribonucleotide biosynthetic process. The transcript is spliced from 3 exons. The record is from RefSeq and is a predicted model, not a curated record. Bases 109 to 1269 code for a protein of 386 amino acids. NCBI's taxonomy places the organism in Eukaryota, Metazoa, Arthropoda, Insecta, Diptera, Ceratopogonidae. Gene Ontology annotation, cellular component: cytosol. Gene Ontology annotation, molecular function: ribonucleoside-diphosphate reductase activity, thioredoxin disulfide as acceptor.